Molecule: messenger RNA, 720 nt
Organism: Trichechus manatus latirostris (Florida manatee)
Lineage: Eukaryota; Metazoa; Chordata; Mammalia; Sirenia; Trichechidae
Product: olfactory receptor 2AE1
Exons: 3
Coding region: 1-720 (239 amino acids)
Biological process (GO): detection of chemical stimulus involved in sensory perception of smell; G protein-coupled receptor signaling pathway
Cellular component (GO): plasma membrane
Molecular function (GO): G protein-coupled receptor activity; olfactory receptor activity
Source: RefSeq, a predicted model, not a curated record
AUGAGGGAUAGUGUGGAUGUUUCAGAGGUAUCCAAAGGCUACUACUUGGAUAGUGUGAUGCAGGGGAAUCAUACCUCCUUGGAAGACUUCAUCCUUGAAGGGCUCUUUGAUGACUCUCUCACCCACCUUUUUCUUUUCUCCUUGACCAUAGUGGUUUUCCUUAUUGCAGUGAGUGCCAACACCGUCACCAUUCCCCUCAUCUGUGCUGAUCCUUGGCUUCACAUGACGAUGUAUUUCCUGCUCAGCCAGCUGUCCCUCAUGGACCUGAUGCAUGUCUCCACUACUAUCCCCAAGAUGGCUACCAACUACCUAUCUGGCAAGAAAUCCAUCUCCUUCGUGGGCUGUGCAACCCAGCACUUCCUCUAUUUAUCUGUGGGCAGUGCUGAGUGUCUUCUUCUAGCUCUCAUGUCCUAUGAUUGCUAUGUUGCCAUCUGUCAUCCACUGCGUUAUACUGUUCUCAUGAACAGAAAGUUGGGAGUGAUGAUGGCUGUCAUAUCAUGGUUGGAAGCAUCCAUGAACUCCCUAAUUCACACAGUGAUUUUGAUGCACUUGCCUUUCUGUACUAUGAUGUCAUCAGAGUCCCUGGUGAGCAUCCCCAAGGACCAUCCCAGUCUGAAGCAAAGGAUCCUCUCAACUGUGUCAAUAAGCCAAGUUCAUGCGACAAUUGACAGUUAUGGCAUCAUAGGAUUUGGGUAUGACAUGACAGUCAUAAAGUUUUAG